CGCUAUUUGAAGCUGCGGGCGGCGCGCUAGGCUAAUAGCGUAGGAGCUCCCUCAAGAGGCGGAAGGGGCGUAGCGGUCGCUUUCCUUCCUCGCGCUUACAGCCCGACCGCCUCCAGUCAAGAGUCGCCGUCCUCAUGGCGCUGGUCCGGCGCGCUGCGAUUACUAGAGGGGUGGAGAAUGCUAUGACAGGACUUAACAACAAAGCCAAAAGUCAAGUGACUAACAAAAGGGCUGCUUUGGAAGAGAUUGGAAAUAGAGUUACAACCAGAGGAACACAUGCAGCCAAGAAAACGGAGAGCUUCAAAGUACCUGUAAAAACUACAAAAGGAGCUACUAAACCAGCAAAUGUAACUGCACAACCUAAACCUCCAGCUGCAGUAAAUUUAACUCUCAAAGAAGAAACUGUUCCAAAGAUUCUGUCUCCAACCCCUAUGGAUGUAUCCAUGAAAGAAGAGGACCUAUGCCAAGCUUUCUCUGAUGUGCUGCUUAACAACAUAGAGGAUAUUGAUGCUGAUGAUUGGGAAAACCCUCAACUCUGUAGUGACUAUGUAAAAGAUAUUUAUCUGUAUCUGAGGCAGCUUGAGCUGCAGCAAUCAGUACAUCCACACUACCUCAAUGGGAAGGAGAUCAAUGGGCGUAUGCGUGCAAUUCUAGUUGAUUGGCUGGUUCAGGUCCACUCAAGAUUUCAGCUCUUGCAGGAAACACUCUAUAUGUGUGUUGCAAUUAUGGACCGCUUCUUACAAAUUCACCCAGUAUCCCGUAAGAAGCUUCAGCUGGCUGGUGUUACAGCAUUGCUUCUUGCCUCAAAGUAUGAGGAGAUAUUCUCUCCUGAUAUUGCGGAUUUUGUUUACAUCACUGACAACGCAUACUCUAGCUCUCAGAUCAGAGAGAUGGAAAUGAUGAUUCUUAAGGAGCUGAGCUUUGACUUAGGACGUCCUCUGCCACUUCACUUCUUAAGGAGAGCAUCAAAAGCUGGUGAGGCUGAUGCUGAGCAACAUACACUAGCAAAGUACCUGAUGGAGCUGACACUCAUAGACUACGAUAUGAUACACCAUCAUCCUUCAGAGAUAGCAGCUGCUGCCUUAUGUUUGUCUCAAAAGGUUCUGGGGCAAGGCAAAUGGGGUGUAAAGCAGCAGUACUACACUGGGUAUGCAGAAGACAAUCUUAUGCUAAUUAUGCAACAUAUGGCCAAGAAUGUAGUAAGAGUAAAUGAGAACUUAACAAAAUACACUGCCAUAAGGAACAAGUAUGCAAGCAGCAAACUCAUGAGGAUCAGCACAAUUCCUCAACUGAACUCCAAAACAAUCAAAGACCUUGCUUCAUCUCUCCUGGAAUAAUCCUGGUAGACAAUUCCUACUCCAUGCACUUUGUCAACAUGCCUAUUGAGACACAAAUGCUGCUUUUGUACAUAGCCUUUCAUUCUUAGAACAGACCCCUCAGAUUCACUCUGAAAGCAAACUUUUAAACUUGCCCUUUAAUACUCUUGUAUAUCUAGAAAUAAAGCUCCUUUUUAAAAAAAAAAAAAAAACAAAAAAAACCUCUCCCUGGGCAUUACUUACAAGCACUCACAUGCACCAUCUAUACUUAGUGUGAGAGUCAAGUUGUGAAAAAGACCUACUUACUUAAACUUUGGGUAGACUUGAGGAGAUUCUCAUAAUAGGCAAGCAGUCAGAACCUUAACUGCUUAAAACAAAAGGCUCUAGAGUAUAGAGUUGACAUGAAUCUGGCAAAUGUGAGGGUGUCUAGAAGUAAUCUCUACUCCAUAAACUGGAUCAACCUAGCUUUUGGUGGGGGAGAGAUUAAAAUCUGCAGUUAAAUUAGGCAAAGUCUUAGUAAGAUAAGCACCAGUCUGGCAAACACAUCUGCGUGAAUGUAGUUGUAGUUCCAUGCCAAGCCCCCUGAACAUCUAAACUUAGUGAGACAUGGAGGCCAGCAGAAGUGGGACAUGUAUAAGCUGAAACUGUACCUUAUGUCCAGACAGUUACUCUUGCAGGGCUGAGCUGCCUGGAAAAUGGAAAAAAUCAUCUACCCCUACAAGUGACAGCUUGAUUCCAGUCCCUGUAACUAAAGCUUCCUACUGCUAUCAGAAGGAGGAAGAUAGCAGGAAACUGGCAAUUAUCAUAAAG
Molecule: messenger RNA, 2126 nt
Organism: Dermochelys coriacea (leatherback sea turtle)
Lineage: Eukaryota; Metazoa; Chordata; Testudines; Dermochelyidae
Gene: CCNB2
Product: cyclin B2
Exons: 9
Coding region: 135-1337 (400 amino acids)
Biological process (GO): mitotic cell cycle phase transition; regulation of cyclin-dependent protein serine/threonine kinase activity
Cellular component (GO): cytoplasm; cyclin-dependent protein kinase holoenzyme complex; nucleus
Molecular function (GO): cyclin-dependent protein serine/threonine kinase regulator activity
Source: RefSeq, a predicted model, not a curated record